This is a messenger RNA of Oryza sativa Japonica Group (Japanese rice), 1935 nucleotides long. NCBI's taxonomy places the organism in Eukaryota, Viridiplantae, Streptophyta, Magnoliopsida, Poales, Poaceae. The record is from RefSeq and is a predicted model, not a curated record.
CACUUCCUUAUUAAUCGUGGACUCUCUUUCCUUCCAGAAUUUUAAGGAGAAACUUGGAUCAUCUCGUCGUCUGAUAUGGUCUAAUCCUAGCAUAAAUCAGGAGAUGGUUUUCUGGUUACCCUAUAUACCAGAUUUAUGAGUAUCUCAUGAGAAAUUCGAGUUUCUCAUUGUUUAAUUCAAUAUAUCAAAGAUAGUAUAUGAGAGUGUUUCUCCUCUAGUAUAAAUUGAGGUGCCCAGGGGAGAAGCUGUGUACAAGGAAGUCUUUCUAUAAUUCUACCUUCGGUGCCUUGCGCCUCCUACAGCCCCACCGUGGGACUUCCACACAUAGACAGAAACACAUCCCCCAUCACCGCGCCGCCGACGUCGACGGCGGUGCCACGCUGCUGCCUCCUGCAUAUUACCCAAAGGGAAAGAAAUUGUGCCCCCCUGAAAUUUGCUUGCCUUAAAUGACGGAAUAAGCGACGAAUCUUGACUACUUCUGGUUAUUUGCUUCGCGUCAGAUAAGUAAAUCUUUACUUUUGGGUUUCAACUUCACAAGAUAGAUGGACGCUGAUUCCGGUGAUUUUGGAAGUGGUAAUAAGCUACCAGAUGAUCUGACCUUGGAUGUCCUCUCUCGUCUUCCAUACAAGUCGUUCUGCCGGGCUAAAUGUACCUGCACAGGGUGGCUUUCUUUCUCCUCUAAUCCACAUUACUGCGACAAGCUUCCCAAACCCCUUACUGGUUUUCUCUACCAAAAAAGUGAUAGCUCUGCCAUUGAGGUUGCUAGCCUCUGCCCAGAUGAUAGAUCAUUUGAUACUUCUCUUAGUUUCUUGCCACGUUAUGAGUGGCUAGAACUAACGGAUUCUUGCAAUGGACUGGUUCUAUGCAAAUAUGGGCGCAAUACUUCUUCUCCAUCCGUUGCGAACUUUGUGGUGUGCAACCCAGCAACACGUCAGUGGAUGGAGUUACCUGAAACUCUUCUGGAACCAGAAGGUCACAGUUAUGCAACCAAAUUAGCUUUCGAUCCAUCAUGGUCCCCGUACUUCUAUGUCUUCAACUUUGAAGAGAAACGUAACCCAGUGGAAAGAUGGGCUUGUAUAUCUAAAGUUGCGAUAUUUUCAUCAAGAAAUUCCACGUGGUUUAUGGAUGAUAAGUGGGAACCUUCGAAUCAGAUUAGUGUCGAUUGUCAGCCACACGUCCUUCUUGGUGGAAAGCUGUUUCUUCAGACAUCAAGUUGUCGAGUCUUGGUAAUCGAUGCAUUUCACAAUACAGAGCAGCCAUCUCAUUGGAUAUUUGAUCUACCAGGGUAUAAGCCCACCUCCCCCAUGGUUGAUUGUCUCACUGGGUAUCUUGGACAUAAAUCAGGGGUGCUACACUAUGUGCAGCCCGACACCGGUGGUCGCACGCUUCUAGUCUGGGCUCGAGAUGGCUAUCCUCACGGUGACUGGAAUUUGAAGCACCGUCUCAGCAUGAGCGAUGCAUUUGGGCAGGAUAUCUUUCUUGAUGAGCAUUUUGAUGGAUUCUUGUCUUGUCAUUACGACAUUCAAUCUCUUGACUUGGAGAGAGGGCUUGUUUUCCUUUGUCAUUUCGCAGCAGAAAGACUCCUGUCCUAUAGCUUGAGCACAGGGAAGCUGACGAAAAUCCGAGAUGGUCUCAGGCGAUACCUGUACUAUGUGCCGAACUGCUCAAUGUUCCCAGCCAAAGAAACCGAGAAAGAUCAAGAUGUAUCAGAGCCAUAAUUACCAUCCCUUAUUUGAUGGAGCCCCGAACACCCUUAUGUAGUAGUUUGCAAUAAUACUACAUAAUUUUGUUGGUGAAGUUUUAUAUGUAAUCUCAUAUAUGGUAUAUGAUAGUAGAACUAUGUGUGUGAAAGUCGUCUGUUGUGGACAGAUGCUAGCCUUGUUGGUUUCAGCGUUUCAUGAUGUAAUAAAAGUACCUCCUGUUCUAAGUGCUCCA